AACCACCCGUAGAAAAAACACUUUUCAUUUUCUUUUCUGGUAAUUAUGGAUGUUUUUUAGGAGAAUUUUCUCAAACUAAAUCGUCCGCCAUGGAAGAAGCUCUGUUCCUUCCCUUCACUUUCUGCUCCUGAUCUGGUUGCAUAACUACUCUCUUUUAAAAAAAAACCCAGAAAUUUUCAUCUCUCUCUCUUCCCUGUUUCGAAUCUUACAAGCUCCGGAUCUUUCAGUUUCUCUGUUCUGUACUUUAAGGUACUUGUGGAUACCCAUAUCUCGCAAAAGCUCGAAUCUUCCGUGAUCACCAAGAUUCGGCGGUCUUAGGGUUUUUCUGGGUUUUCCAAAUUUGUGGGAAUCUCCUCGCAGAAUCACUGACCUUAUGUCCGAAUGGAGGAGAGAGAAGGAACCAACAAUAUCGGUUUCGGCCUGAAGCAACAUGGAGCUUCUGAUGGUUACCUCAUGGACCCACCUCCACCUCCACGCCCCGAAAACCCUAGCCUGUUCCCGGGUCCCACCAGCUCCUCCUCCGCCGCAGCCGUGACGGCGACGGAAAACGCGGCUCCUCCGUUCAGCUUAACAAUGCCCGCGGAGAAUCUGUCCUCCGACCCGAAGAAGAGGAGAGGACGACCGAGAAAGUACAAUCCUGAUGGCACACUCGCUGUGACUCUAUCUCCGAUGCCCAUCUCGUCUUCCGUACCGUUGACGGCGGAGUUUCCGCCCCGGAAACAAGGAAGAGGACGAGGAAGAGGAAGAGGAAGAGGAAGAGGAAGGUCCUCUAGAUGGCUCGAGAAGUCUCAGAUGUUCGAAUUCGACAACCCAGAUUCAUCGAACGCCAAAUUUACGUCGGUAGGAAGUGCAGAUUUUCUUGGCGCGAGUUUUACGCCUCAUGUGCUCACUGUUAAUGCCAGUGAGGACGUGACGAUGAAGGUAAUGACAUUCUCGCAGCAAGGUUCUCGUGCUAUCUGCAUUCUCUCAGCAACCGGCCCCAUUUCCAAUGUUACGCUUCGCCAGCCCAUGACUUCCGGUGGCACUCUAACUUACGAGGGUCGUUUCGAGAUUCUCUCUUUGACGGGUUCAUUUAUGCCAAGCGAGAGUGGAGGGACUCGGAGUAGAGCUGGUGGGAUGAGCGUCUCCCUUGCAGGACCCGAUGGUCGUGUAUUCGGUGGAGGACUUGCCGGUCUCUUUAUCGCCGCUGGUCCAGUUCAGGUCGUGGUCGGGAGUUUUAUAGCUGGUCAAGAACAAGAACAACAGCCUCAUCAAAAGAAGCAAAGGAAGCAAAAAUUCGGGGUUCCACCCGCCAUUCCGCCUCCUGCUUCUAUCUCAUUCGGGUCAGCAGAAGAACCGAGGGCAGACUUCGAAAGGCUCAACCCCGUUAUUCCCGCACCGCCCGUCUCAUUCUCACACGAAAACCUCGGCCUAACAAGCGCGAAUCCCGUCUAUAACUACCACACGAACUCAGCUAACCACGUCAAAGACUUGUUCGAUUCUCUCCCAGAAGAAGAAGAAGAAGAAGAAGAAGAGGAAGAAGAAGCUGGAGAAGAAGACGACUAUGGAGGUGAUAGCCAAUCUGACACAGAAGUUCCCAGCUGAAGAGUUGAUCUUUGCUUUGUUGUUCGGAUCAGACCAAUGGGUUAUAAAGAACCGAUCUUGAAUCCUUAGUUGUUUUUUUGCCAGAUUUUUAGGUUUCGGUUCCAGAAUUCAUCUGAUUUCUCUCUUUAAGAUGAAAGAUUUGUAUUAGAGGAUGUAAUCUUUAGGUUCUUUCGUGUUUGCUGCUGCUGUAGGACUCCAUGUAACGAUGAAAAAAGGGACCCUGUGAGUGAAUGAAGAUGACCAACUCUUUUACAUUGCUUUC
Molecule: messenger RNA, 1846 nt
Organism: Tarenaya hassleriana
Lineage: Eukaryota; Viridiplantae; Streptophyta; Magnoliopsida; Brassicales; Cleomaceae
Product: AT-hook motif nuclear-localized protein 4-like
Exons: 5
Coding region: 382-1584 (400 amino acids)
Molecular function (GO): minor groove of adenine-thymine-rich DNA binding
Source: RefSeq, a predicted model, not a curated record